UCUUAUAAACCCUCGCUAUCGCCGUCUCCCAAAUCACUCCAUUUCCCUUCCUCUGCAGUCUCUGCCUUCGCCAAACAAACGCAGCUUCGUAGAUUCGUUCGCUCUCUCUGCGUCUUCCGAGUUUCGUAAUAAAUGGCUUUGCCAAACCAACAGACUGUUGAUUAUCCGAGCUUCAAGCUCGUGAUCGUAGGUGAUGGAGGAACUGGGAAAACAACAUUCGUGAAAAGGCAUUUGACUGGAGAGUUUGAAAAGAAAUACGAGCCAACCAUUGGUGUGGAGGUUCACCCAUUGGACUUCUUCACAAACUGUGGAAAAAUCCGUUUUUAUUGCUGGGAUACUGCUGGACAGGAGAAGUUCGGUGGCCUCAGAGAUGGUUACUACAUUCACGGGCAAUGUGCCAUUAUUAUGUUUGAUGUUACGGCCCGCUUAACAUACAAGAAUGUUCCUACAUGGCAUCGUGAUCUUUGCAGGGUGUGUGAGAACAUCCCAAUUGUUCUCUGUGGAAACAAGGUUGAUGUGAAGAACAGGCAGGUCAAGGCAAAGCAGGUCACAUUCCACAGGAAGAAGAAUCUGCAAUACUACGAAAUUUCUGCCAAGAGCAACUACAAUUUUGAGAAGCCUUUCUUGUACCUUGCCAGGAAACUUGCAGGGGAUGCUAAUCUUCACUUUGUGGAGUCUCCUGCUCUUGCUCCACCAGAAGUACACAUUGACUUGGCUGCACAGCAACAGCAUGAAGCUGAGCUUGCUGCAGCAGCCAGUCAGCCUCUUCCUGAUGACGACGACGAUGCAUUUGAGUAGAGGGCUCUAUCCUGAGGGGCAUUUCAACAUUUUAUGCUGCUUUUUCAUCUUGCCUUCAUUUCGACAUGCUGUCAUCUUAAAAUUUUCAAAACAUAUGGAAGAGUUUGGAUAUCAGAAGUAGGGGGUGUUGUCAGCUAUUCAGGACAGCGGACCAUUGUAGUUAGAAUUUUCGCAUAUAUUUGUUUUUGAGUCUUUGGUGGUGGUGUUUUCUUAUCUUUGGUUGCAAUGUUGGUGUUAUGGAUUUUGCUUUCAGUGAAAUCCAUUUAUGAGCUAAUUCUAUAUGUUUUAAAUUUGAACCAAUUAGUGGGAAGAAUAUUCGUAAUUCUCAUAUU
This is a messenger RNA of Theobroma cacao (cacao), 1130 nucleotides long. RefSeq names its product GTP-binding nuclear protein Ran-3. Gene Ontology annotation, cellular component: cytoplasm; nucleus. The record is from RefSeq and is a predicted model, not a curated record. Gene Ontology annotation, molecular function: GTPase activity; GTP binding. NCBI's taxonomy places the organism in Eukaryota, Viridiplantae, Streptophyta, Magnoliopsida, Malvales, Malvaceae. Gene Ontology annotation, biological process: protein import into nucleus; ribosomal subunit export from nucleus.